Molecule: messenger RNA, 6141 nt
Organism: Anopheles nili
Lineage: Eukaryota; Metazoa; Arthropoda; Insecta; Diptera; Culicidae
Exons: 9
Coding region: 1-6141 (2046 amino acids)
Biological process (GO): imaginal disc-derived wing hair organization
Cellular component (GO): cell cortex
Source: RefSeq, a predicted model, not a curated record
AUGCCGCCGCCGCCGGCCAGACCUGGACGUCCCGCUGGAUCGUCGCUGGCUGGACGUGAUAAUUACGACGCAUUACCGACACGGACGGUCGGGAACAUUGGCCGACAAUCUGGCCGGUGGCUGCUGCUGGUGCUGCUGCUGAUCGACUGCUCGAUCAGGUGUUGCUGCGAGGCGGCGGCCACCCCGGUCAAGAACCCACCGGCCGGGUAUGGCCGCGGGCCGCCUAUGUUCAAGCGGAUGAGUGGGCUCGCCACGGACUCGGGCAGGAUCUCGAACCUGACGCGUCUGCAUCGUGGUGAUCUGUUCUACACAUUUGAAUCGGAAAAAUGUGACACAGAUACCUGCGUGGGGCUGUCGAGCGGCACGGCGGAACUAUCGAUCGGUGGCGAUCGGUCCGGGGUUGAUGGGACCGGUGGUAGUGGGCCCGGACCCCACCGCAUCCCCGGAAGUACGGACCACAUCAAAGCGAUCGACAUGUCGUCGGAUGCCGGCAUCGAGUGCAAGUGCCAGUGCCUGCCACACCUGAGCACUUACCGGGAAGAUUUGGGCAUCUGUGUGGACGAUAUUAGAGAAUGCACUCUAGCACCGUUCAUCAGUGGAUCGAGCUCGGAAAAGAUACCGUUCGUCUUCCUGCCCCACCGUGGCCAAAUCGUGCAUCCGAGCCGCGAGAUUGGAUUUCCCGGCGUCAAGAUGCCGAUGUGUGCCGUCUCAGCCGCCCAGUACCUCACCAUCAACGGUUGGGCCGAGCUGCGCAACCCAAUCGACACGGACGUCCCGUUCCGGUUGUUCCGCGACGAGGGCCGCAUCUAUCUGCAGUGGUUGGGUGAACCGGAGCUACGCCAGCGCAUGCAGGGCCGCCUCGUACUGGUGCAUCUGAUGUGCCGCGACAUGACACCGCGUCUGCUUCUCGACGAUGGCCGUGCCGCCCUUCAACACGAUGACAUGCAGAUGCCGAACCAAAACAUCUUCACUCCGUGCAUCGCCUUCCGCGUCGUUGGGACACCCAUAAAAUACGUCACCAAUGUAACCGAGGUGACGUUUUCCUCCGAGACGCACGUCGAGCAGCAGUCUGGUCUGUCGACGAAGGAAUACAUCGUGAUCGCCGUCUGCAGCUUGUGUCUCGGGCUCAUCUACAUCGCAUCGGUUUUUCUCUACAUCCACAUGAAGAAACGCAAGAGUAGAUCGGGUUCGAACGACGAUGGAAGUGGCCUAAAGAACGACUACUCGACGUACCAGCAAAACGAUCAGGUCACAUUCGGAGUCGGUAUGGGGGCAGCUGUCAGCCCAUUUGGAGGACAAGCGAGAGCAAGUUUCAUCGGACGGAAUGCUCUGGGUGGUAGCCAGAGACAGGGUGGAGGUCCUGCUGUGGGUCCCCACAGGGGUCUCGUGGGUGGAGUGGGCCUACACGCGGAGGAGAUGGGCAUCGUGAAGAGCAACCCGCUGCUGAAGCACUUCCCGAACCUGAGCGACAACUCGGGCUUCAUCAGUGACAAUUCCAAUUCGGUGUCGGAGUUUGAGGACGACAUUACGACCGACGUUGAGAAGCAGAUGCAAACCGGCAAACAUCAGCCAAAAAACUUCUCAGGGCGUACCGAACUGGAUGGCGAACUUCGCCUUCAGCAGCAGCAGCAGCAACACCAGCAGUCGGCUCUGCUGCUUCACCAUCACCAUCAGUUGCAGAAGCAGCAGCAGCAGCAGCAGCAUGGUCACCAUCACCACCCGCAGGAUCCGCUGAAUUCCGGUGGCCAGGAUACGGAGUGCCUGCCCGAGGAAAAUGUAUCCAUUGUCGAAGAACUGAACAACGAAGAAAAGCUCGAAAGCAUGAAGUCCAUCGUGAACGGUACGAUGCGUCGGAAGCUGUACUUCAAUCCGGCCUACUUCGAACCGCAUCUUCUAGUUUCACCUCCACCGGCAGCUAUCGAAUUUCUUAAUAAAAUCCGCGAGGUGAUCACGAUCGCAAAGUACAAGAUGUCCGCGAAACGGUUCCAGCCCUCGCUGAAUAUCAUUCCGGAGGAGUUGCAGCAGACAAGUGCUGGUUCGGAGACGUACGGAGCUGUCCAAACGGCUCCAGCCAGUCGCCGGAGCAGCCUCAUUAGUUCGCGCAAGGACAGCUCGCGGAAAAGCGCCUGUUCGGGGUGUCCAGGAUGCGAGAAGAAGCAUGGACAGGCCGACUCAGUCCUUGUGCCGUCCAGCAACUGCCGCAACUGUGGUGAUAAGCAGAACAGCAUCCGCAAGUGGCUCGAGGAUGUCUCGUCGACGCACGGGGAUGGGAUCGCCGAAGCUGAUCUGUACGACAGCAAGUCGAACUUGCUCGCCGGAGAAGAACGUCCCAGUGAGACGGAUGGGCCAGCCUGCAAGGACACUCAAGGUGGCAUCGUGAACGUUGCUUUCGCCGCGGGUGAUGCUCAGCAGGAGUCACUGAAGUCAUCGCAAGAAGAUGCUCGGAUUCGACCCGACAUCAAGAAACAACCGAAAGGAAAUCGCCCGGGUAAGGCCGGAAGCCCAAACAGCGAUAGUUCGUCCACUUCGGAUAACGAAACGAUCGUGGCCAACAGUGUGAAGGAACGAGCGGCCGUAGUGCGCAUCCCAUCCGCUAGUAAGUCUGUCCGUUCGGACACCAGCUCAGCUCCGAAGAUCGUGUCGCACAGUCUCAAGUCGGACGUGGUGAGUAAGGCUACCAAGUAUGGGCUGCAAGAUGGAGCCGGCGCGUUGAUGAAAAACAGCAGCUUCAUCUACGAGGAGAGUCGCCACAAUCAGGAUUUGUACGUGCGCAACACCAACAACUCGGUGGCGAACCUCGACACGAACAAGGUGUACGACAAACGCGAUCUAUACAGCAUCACUGGCAGCGAGAUCUACAACAACCCGCAGUUUGAGGCUUCACCAGUGUUGCCUCACAAACACCUGCCAGCCAGCACUCAUGGAAGCCACCAUCAUCACCAUGCGCACGGUAAGAAACCACCCGUGAAUGGAGGAAACAGGACUCACGUCAAUCCGACUGCAGGAGCCUCGACAGCGGGAAAGCGCCACCCAGAGGUGCAUGAUCAGUAUGCGAACGUGAAACCGAUGAAGAUGCGCAACAUUAGCCAAAUGCCGGACAUGGUGUUCGAGGCGCUUGCGAUGGAUCAACGCAAGAUACGAUCAUGGUCGGAGCGGCACGCCGAUCGUCUGCUGCCAAUGGAACCGGCCGAGUACAACAUCGAUUCCUCGGAUAGCCGGUUCAGCAGUAUCGACCGACACGAGCGCUACCGGAACGAGAAGUUCUUUCACGACUUUCUGAACUCGGACCAAGAAUGCAACACGCUAGGGAAUCGAUCUGGAAAGCACGCAAACCGGUACCAGCCAGACUCACCGAUCUAUUCGCGCAAGUCUCCGCACUACCUGAUCGUGGACUACGAAACAGACAGCCUUGAGCGGGCCACCUCAAAGACUCCGAUGAGCUUCCGCACGUCAACGACGAACAGCAGCGAUCCUGGUUCGCAACCAUCGCCUUCGCUCAGCACGGCUUUGCCGCUCGAGGAGGAGGUCGAAAUCCGAAACGCCAUAUACGAUCGGGUGGAGGGUUUUAGAAAGGAUACUGACACGAUCAAGACGGAACGCGCAGCUGUCAGUAUCCGGUCCAAUGAGUACGAAGACGUUCCGCAGCCGGUGGGUGCCGGGAAGAGAAAGAAGAAGGUGCCGAAGAUCAAGUGUGAUACGCCCUUUCAGGGGAGCAUCACGAUCGAGGUGGAACACAGUCCGGAUGACUGCGAGCUAUCGGCGACGGACAGCGAUCAGUUCGAGCCGGACACGCUCGACCGGAAACCGAAGAAGGCGAAUGGCCAAUCGAACGCUGUAAGCCGCCAUCGGAGUAAUGUGUGGGAUGGAGACGCCCGGGGAAGCCGUGGGCUGUGCAGUACGGCCGAGUCGAGUCUCACGUCACUACCGGCCGACUUGAACAGCCAUUUUGUGUUAAAGUCCACGGGGUCCUUCAAACAUGAGACGAGCUUCGGAAGUCUGCGAGAGAUCUAUGAAUCGAAAAACCCGAAGACGACUGGAAUCGGCAACGGCAAUACGGCCGUACGCAGUUCCUUGGGGAAUCUCUCGGAGUUGGACGUGAAAUCGGGCAAGCUGUUGUCGUUGGAGACUCGCCAUUCACGUCGCCAGCGCACAAACGUCGGAGAUGCGAUCCUACCAGUACCGAAGCUGGUUCCUCCGGACUUGAUACCGCCGGAGAAUGCGCGAUCUGGUACGCUGUAUGAUCACCCGCGGUUGGGCCAAAAGAAGACAUCAGACGAGUAUGGUGGUGUGCCGACGAAAAACCUGGCCUGUUGGAGCAAUAGCGAGAAGCUGUCAAACCCUCCAACAGGUCCUGCACCGAAGCCAAACUUCUGUACAAGUAGUGAGAACUACGAGUCGAUCAACAGUCUGACGGCGGAUAGCGACUCGACGCAGUUCACGGGCGUGUCAGAUAACGAUCGGGCAGGAUCGGGUGGUAGCAACAGUACCAGCAAAAGUCGACCUACGGUGGGCAAACCGGCCAACUACAGCCAUGUCCAGAAGGUGCCGACAGAACAGCCGGUGUACCUUGGCGAGAAGUUGGGCGAAUACGCACGGAUCGAGGAUCGUCAGGAACCGGGUGGGAUUCUCGAGAGCUACAUGACGUUGGGUGAGCUGAACAGCAGGAACCUCUUGCAGCAGGUGGACAGCAAGAUCUACGAUUUGCGCCAGCGCCACGCACAACCGCCGGUGAUUAGCAAGGCGAAAUUCAUCGAGGACAUCGACAAGAUCGAGGUGCUGUCAACGAAAACGCUGUCGAAUUACAGCUACCCGAUCAACAGGAAUGGGCCGUCGAUCAAUCCGAAGGAUGUCGGAGAGGACGAGAAACCGUCCAUCUACGACAUCAGCGCACCGAUGCCGAUGACGACUGCCGGAGGAUCACCACCAACCACCACGAAGGUGUUCCGAGUGGAACUGAACCAGUCCUCGAACGGGAUGCAGAUCGCGAUGGGUUUGCGCGAUCGCGUGAAGAAAUCAAAGGACCUGAAGAACGCUUGGAAGAAGUUCAUUGGCAUCGCAACGUCCAAGUUCAACGGAAAGACUGGUGAUCCUGAGCUCGAGAAGACGUCCGACUCGUCAGACAUCCUCGAGAAGGACGAAGGCAUAUCGUCGUUGAUCGACGACUCGUCAGGCAGUGGGGCGUACGGCUCGCACUACCAACCAAGGCAUCACCACCAUCAUCAUCGCAAGCGACCUUCACCACCGUCAGUUGAGGAUGGCGAAAAACCGUCGACUUCGCGCAAUAUCACGAUUGUGAGGAGUAACUCGCGAUCGAGCACCAAGGAACAGGAUAGUGGGUACAUGAGCGCCGAUUCGAGCGAGUCGAAGCUGAACGGCAAGAAGCUGUACGAACGCUUCAACUUCAGCUCGCAUUCCCCCGAGGGUGGUCCGGAUGGCACGAUCAUGGAAGAGAACAAGUACGAGAUCUGCGCCAUCCAGGAGUCGCCGUCCGGUACUUCCGGUGGGAACAUUCACGAGCCUCCAGGAACACCAGACGCAACCGGAACGACCCGAAGCGGUUCAUCGACGGGUGGAUCUUCAUCCGGAGCUGGAUCACGAUCGGAAAAGUCGAUCACACGUCCUCGAUCACCACCGCCUCCUUUGCCACCUCCAAAUCCUCCGCCACCUCCACCACCGACGGCCACAAUUCCAACGAAAAAGCGACCCACGAACCCGGGCGGACCCGUGAAGGUCCUCGAGAAACCGCACACCAAGCCACCACCACCACCGGCACCUUGCUCGAGUUCUUCUCCACCCACGUCCCUGACGACGAUCGCUCAAACAGCGCAAAUGAGUUCUGCAGGUUGUUCCUCGCAAGCCCGAUCGGCUCGAACCCCUACAAAUGGGGUCUUCUUCAACACGUCCGAUGCCAUCAGCGUGCGGGUGUACUCCUCCGAUGACGAGAAGUUUAACGGCAGCGACGACGCGAUGUCCUGCAUCUCGGAUGAGGACGAUCUUGAGUCGCACAUGGACGACAUCUCCGAAUCGGGUGCCGAAAGCGUCGAGACGCACUCGGUGUUCUUCAAGAACAUCCGUAAACCGGCCCACCUGACACCGGUGGUUCCGAACACCGACCGGGCCAUAGCGGCAGCAGUGCACUAG